UAAUGUUUGUUAUUUAAUGUUAUCUUACUUAAUUUAGUAAAACAGUCGUGUUAUUAAGUGUUCAGGAAGUUAUCAAACAAAAAUAUCAAGAUGUCGGAAAGAGUUCACUCGUUUUCAAUGGGUAGGGAUUUGCAAAGACCCAAAUCCAGCUCGUCAGAAUCAGAUGAUUAUUUCUAUUUUACAAGACCUGCGGGCAUUUCAUCAAAAUGUGGCACAUCUGGAACUCCAAUUAAGCUAACCUCCAACUAUUUCGAGAUUAAUGAGUUGCCAGACUUCAAUUUCACACAAUAUCGUGUUGAUUUUGAACCUGAAUUAGAUAUUUCAAAGAUCAGAAAUGCAUUUAUUGGACAGCAAAAGGCAGUCUUAGGAGGUUAUAUCUAUGAUGGCGCAAGUGCAUUAUAUUUGACAAAGGAGCUUAAAGAUGAAACUAUGAAGUUUGUGUGUACUUCUCGCGAAGAAAAACAGUACAAUUUAGUGAUCAAGAAAACGAAAAAUACAAUUUCUAUGACAAGCAAAAUGGGAAUGAUGCUUUUAAACGUAAUAUUGCGUCGUGCAAUGAGUGGACUAGACCUACAAUUGAUUCGCAGAGAUCAUUAUGAUCCAGAAGCAAGAAUUAUGCUUAAUGAUUACAAACUUGAAUUAUGGCCAGGAUAUGUCACGUCUAUUCGAACUCACGAGGAUAAGAUUCUUUUAUGCUGUGAAAUAUCUCACAAAGUUUUGAGACAAGAAACUGCUUUGGAUGUUUUCCAUAGAUGUCGACAAGAGUCGAACGAUGCAAAGACUGCAUUUAAGAAGGAAAUUAUUGGAUCAGUUGUCAUCACUCGCUAUAAUAAUAAAACUUAUCGCGUUGAUGAUGUCGACUUUUCGAAAACAGCUUCCUCUACUUUCGACAUGAAAGGUCAGCAAAAGUCUUUCGUCCAAUACUAUCAAGAACAAUACGGCAUCAAUAUAAACGAUAAGAAUCAACCAUUAUUAAUUACAAAUCCAAAGCCUCGUGAUAUUCGUGGGGGACGUAGUGAUGUAAUUUGUCUAGUUCCCGAGUUGUGCAACACAACUGGAUUAACUGAAAACAUGAAGAGUAAUUUUCAAUUGAUGAAAGCAAUGGCUGAUUAUACACGAAUGGAUCCAAGAAAGCGCGUCGAACGAUUAAUGAAAUUUAAUGAUCGUAUAUCAAGAACUCCAAAAUCUGCUCAAAUAUUUGAACAAUUCCAAACACAGUUGCAAACAAAACUUGUUGAAUUGACAGGACGUCAAUUGAAUCAGGAAAUUAUUCUAUUUGGCAAUGGAAAGUCUGCAAAAAAUGAUUUUCGUGUUGAUUGGACGAAUCCAAUGAAAAUGAACGAAAUGUAUGCAAAUGAGCCACUGCAUCGAUGGGGAAUAAUUUUUCCAACUAGAGCAGCAAAUGACACAUAUACUUUCCUUAAAUUGCUGGAAGAAGUUGCACAUGGAAUGAAAUAUGACAUGAAGGCACCAAAAAUGAUUGAAAUAUCUGACGAUCGAGUUGGAACAUAUGCAAGAGAAUUAGAAAAUUUCGUUUCUAAGGAUCCAAAAUUUGUAAUGACAAUCGUUCCGAAUGCGAGUGCUGAUCGUUAUAGUGCAAUAAAGAAGAUUACAUGUGUCAACAAUUCGAUUCCAACACAAGUUAUUGUGCAAAAGACAAUGCAACCAAAGAAGGGUAAUAUUGGAAGUGUCAAGUCAAUAGCAACUAAAGUUUUGAUUCAAAUUAAUUGCAAACUUGGUGGAUGUGCAUGGAUGGUCAAUAUUCCAAUAAAAGGAUUAAUGACAGUUGGAUUUGAUGUCAGUCGUGAUGCUUCAGAUAAGAAAAAGUCGUAUGGGGCUUUUGUAGCAUCAAUGGACUUGAAAGAAUCGCCAAAGUUCUUCAGCAGUGUUGCAUCUCAUUCUGAUGGAGAAGAAUGUUCAAGGCAAAUCUCUAAUCAUAUGAGAAAGGCAUUAAUUUCGUACAAGGACUUGCAUGGAUCUUUGCCAUCAAGAAUUUUGUUCUAUCGAGAUGGGGUAGGCGAAGGAGACAUCGAAAGAGUUCAUACUCAAGAAAUUAAGCAGAUUCAAGAAGCCAUUGCUAGUAUUUAUCGUGGAGCUCAAGGUGAACCAAGUUUUGCAUUUAUUAUCGUCACUAAGCGAAUCAACACACGAUUCUUUGCAUCAAAAGGAUCAAAUCAUGAAAAUCCAACAUCAGGAACGGUAAUUGAUUCCGUUGUAACACUUCGUGAACGCUACGAUUUUUAUCUUAUUAGUCAGUCAGUUCGUCAAGGAACUGUAAGUCCAACAAGCUAUAAUGUAAUUUAUGAUGAUUUGGGUUUAACACCAGAUAAAAUUCAACUUUUGACUUAUAAGAUGUGUCAUCUUUACUUUAAUUGGUCUGGAACUACAAGAGUUCCUUGUGUCAUCCAGUAUGCUCAAAAGUUGGGUGUUUUGGUAUCACAAUAUUUACACCAGCCCCCAUCUGAAUUACUCAAUAAUUCUCUUUACUUUUUGUAAAGAUUUUCAACCUUAUUUCUUAUUACUUUUAAUUUUGUUUUUGAAAAAACUUUUUUACAACUUUUUAUGUUGCUUAUUUUAAGACGUCAUGCUUAAUAAUUUAUAUUACUUUUAUGCUUCUAUUGAAGUCUUACAAAAAUAUUUAAAAUAUUAACUUACUACUCUACUUACUCUUCUGUAGAAGACCUAGAAAAAAAAAAUAUAUAACUUUAUGAAAAAGAACAUACAAUGAAUGAAAAAAAUAAAUCGA
Molecule: messenger RNA, 2746 nt
Organism: Chironomus riparius
Lineage: Eukaryota; Metazoa; Arthropoda; Insecta; Diptera; Chironomidae
Source: the annotation of a GenBank genome assembly